AUGUACGCCCCACAACAGCCAAUUUUGAUUCUCAGCAAAAAUACGAAGCGAGAGAGCGGCCGAAAGGUGCAGUUGGAGAACAUCAAUGCCGGCAAAACCAUAGCUGACCUCAUCCGCACAUGCCUGGGCCCACAAGCAAUGAUGAAAAUGCUGAUGGACCCGAUGGGAGGCAUCGUGAUGACAAACGAUGGCAAUGCUAUCCUGCGUGAAAUCACCGUGCAACAUCCGGCGGCCAAGAGCAUGAUCGAAAUCGCUCGCACGCAGGAUGAGGAAGUUGGCGACGGUACCACGUCCGUGAUUGUGUUGGCAGGUGAAAUGCUGUCAGUGGCCGAACAGUUCCUUCAGCAGCAGAUCCACCCGACGGUCAUCAUUCGAGCGUACCGGGAGGCGCUCGAGGACAUGGUGCGCAUCCUGCAGGAUGAGGUCAGCAUUGAGCUGGACCGCACCGACAAGAAGCGGCUGUCGGAGGUGGUAAAGUCUUGCGUUGGCACAAAGUUCGUCGGACGCUGGUCGGAUUUGGCGGUGCGCAUUGCCCUGGAUGCGGUCGAGACGGUGACACUGACGGAGAACGGUCGCACGGAGAUUGACAUCAAAAAAUACGCCAAGGUAGAGAAAAUCCCGGGCGGAUCGAUUGAUGAUUCGUGCGUGCUGCGUGGAAUCAUGCUGAACAAGGAUGUGACGCAUCCGAAGAUGCGUCGGUACAUCGAGAACCCGCGUAUCGUUCUGUUGGACUGUCCGCUCGAGUACAAGAAGGGUGAAAGCCAGACGAAUGUGGAAAUUGUGGGCGAUCAGGACUUUACGAAGCUGCUACAGAUCGAGGAGGAACACGUGUUCCGUCUUUGCGAGGAGAUUAUUGCCGUGAAGCCGGAUGUAGUGUUCACGGAGAAGGGAGUUUCCGACCUGGCACAACACUUCCUGAUGAAGGCGGGCAUUACGGCUAUUCGGCGACUGCGCAAAACGGACAACAAUCGGCUGGCCCGUGCCUGCGGUGCUACGAUCGUGAACCGUACGGAAGAGUUGACGGAGAAGGACGUCGGCACUGGGGCCGGAUUGUUCGAGAUCAAGAAGAUGGGCGACGAGUACUUCUGUUUCGUGACGAAGUGUGAGGAUCCAAAGGCAUGCACGAUUUUGCUCCGUGGUGCGUCCAAGGACGUGCUGAACGAGACAGAACGCAAUCUGCAAGAUGCGCUGCACGUCGCACGCAACCUGAUGCUCGAACCGAAACUGCUGCCCGGUGGUGGUGCAGUCGAGAUGGCCGUCUCGCAGGCACUGACCAACAAACAGAUCCAGGGACCGUACCGAGCCGUUGCUCAGGCGCUGGAAAUCAUCCCCCGGACACUAACCCAAAACUGUGGUGCUAACACGAUCCGCACACUGACUGCACUGCGAGCGAAACAUGCAUCACACCCGGCCACGGAAGGCCCUUGCACUUGGGGCAUUGAUGGUGAAACUGGUCAGCUGGUGGACAUGAAGGAGAAAAACAUCUGGGAACCAUUGUCGGUGAAGUUGCAGGUGUACAAGACGGCCGUUGAGACGGCAAUUCUUUUGCUGCGCAUCGAUGACAUUGUGUCCGGAUCGAAGAAGAAGAGUGACGAUGGCACCGGUCCGUCGCCAGCUGCUGCUGCCGCCGGCAUGGGAGGAGAGUAA
This is a messenger RNA of Anopheles marshallii, 1647 nucleotides long. RefSeq names its product T-complex protein 1 subunit gamma (gene CCT3). The transcript has 3 exons. Lineage: Eukaryota; Metazoa; Arthropoda; Insecta; Diptera; Culicidae. Gene Ontology annotation, biological process: protein folding. The coding region runs from base 1 to 1647 and encodes 548 amino acids. Gene Ontology annotation, cellular component: chaperonin-containing T-complex. The record is from RefSeq and is a predicted model, not a curated record. Gene Ontology annotation, molecular function: ATP binding; ATP-dependent protein folding chaperone; ATP hydrolysis activity.